AGCUACCGUAGUAGCAAAAGCAGAAGCAACAUUUCCCGUUUACCAUCUUCCUUCUGGGCCCAUUCAAGAGUCCACCAGGCAUGGAAGCAGUGACUGUGUACCAUGGCAAAAUCAGCAGGGAGACAGGGGAGAAGCUCUUGCUCGCUACCGGGCUGGAUGGAAGCUAUCUGCUAAGAGACAGCGAGAGUGUUCCUGGCGUGUACUGCCUGUGUGUUUUGUAUCAAGGUUACAUCUAUACAUAUCGAGUGUCGCAGACAGAAACAGGUUCUUGGAGUGCUGAGACAGCACCUGGGGUACAUAAAAGAUUUUUCCGGAAAAUAAAAAAUCUCAUUUCAGCAUUUCAGAAGCCAGAUCAAGGCAUUGUAAUACCUCUGCAGUAUCCAGUUGAGAAGUCCUCGGCUAGGAGUACACAAGGUACCACAAGGAGAAGUGAUUCUGAUGUCUGCCUGAAAGCACCAUGAAGAAGAAUAACACACCCUGUCCGUUAUUUUCAAUAAUUUAAGUACAUGCCAAGUCUUGUAUAUUGUAGAUAAUACAGUUCAGUGAACUGCAAAUGCCUUUUAACCACCACUCUAGUCCUGUAAUAGGAGCAUCUCGCCCACGUCAAAGCUGAAAGCAGACGUUGUAGAUAACAAGUGCUUUAAAGUGAGGAUUGGGAAACAGAAUCCCUUAGAGUAUUUUUACUUCCUGUAUUUACAAAUAGGAAACAGUUUAAAGCACAGUGAAGACCUUACAAAAGAUUAAUGUCAAUUCUUGCCACAUGUAAAUAAAAAUAAUCUUCAUUUUUUUUUUUUUUGU
Messenger RNA from Peromyscus maniculatus bairdii (prairie deer mouse), 798 nucleotides. The record is from RefSeq and is a predicted model, not a curated record. Lineage: Eukaryota; Metazoa; Chordata; Mammalia; Rodentia; Cricetidae.